AUGGAGAAAGCAGUGCUCUUCGCUGCUGUGCUGUGUGUAAGUUAUUUGUUGGACACUGAAGUGAACAGUUUGGAGCAGGAGGCGCUGCGUGGAGAUGUUUUCAAUGCCACAGUGGAUCAGAGCAAAGAGACUGAUGUGGAGCCAAGAGGAGACGAACCAUCAGAACCAGAACCCACAGUCGCAGUUUCUGAUUUUGAAACCACUUACAACUACGUCUUGUCCAGAUUAGCCGCCAUGGACCAAGCCAUUCACAGACUGAACGUGGGUCAUUACACUCUGGAUGUGAAGGUCACUCAGCUUCUGGACAGAAUCUCGCGUCUCGACGGCAAACUCGCCGACCUGGAGGACACCAUACAACAAGUGUCCCUCUUCAGCAAACAGAACCGCAAAGAGAUCGGACGUUUGGAAGGUUGCCAGAAAGGCCGGCGAAUGAGCUACAAGUGUUUCCUUGUCUACCGUACGUAUGAGACGUACGCGGGAGCCUCGCAACAAUGCCAGGAGCGUGGAGGGAGGAUGGCGAUGCCAAGAGACAGAAAAGAGCAAGAGGCUUUGGCAGAGUACGUCCGUAACGCUUUCCAUCCCGGAAACUGGCCAGUCUGGCUCGGAAUUAACGACCUGCGAUCCGAGGGACUGUACCUGUUCGACGACAGUACGCGUGUCACUUAUUUCCAGUGGCGAAAACAUUUUCUUUCCAGUCAGCCAGACGGAGGGAAAAGGGAAAAUUGUGUGGCGAUGUCAUCAGAUGACGGAGACUGGUGGGAUAACUAUUGCGAUCGACGCAUGUACUACCUAUGCGAAUUUGACAUCUAA
Messenger RNA from Chanos chanos (milkfish), 810 nucleotides. It is a transcript of the gene clec11a, whose product is annotated as C-type lectin domain containing 11A. Gene Ontology annotation, biological process: ossification. NCBI's taxonomy places the organism in Eukaryota, Metazoa, Chordata, Actinopteri, Gonorynchiformes, Chanidae. Bases 1 to 810 code for a protein of 269 amino acids. The record is from RefSeq and is a predicted model, not a curated record. Gene Ontology annotation, molecular function: growth factor activity. The transcript is spliced from 4 exons.